Trifolium pratense (red clover) is the source of this 3017-nucleotide messenger RNA. RefSeq names its product protein ACTIVITY OF BC1 COMPLEX KINASE 8, chloroplastic-like. The transcript is spliced from 21 exons. NCBI's taxonomy places the organism in Eukaryota, Viridiplantae, Streptophyta, Magnoliopsida, Fabales, Fabaceae. The coding region runs from base 218 to 2458 and encodes 746 amino acids. Gene Ontology annotation, biological process: regulation of response to reactive oxygen species. The record is from RefSeq and is a predicted model, not a curated record.
GAAAUUGCAAAUAUUUUAUGGCUGACCUUCAUUGAUGGCACGUGUUCCAUUUGCCUCCACCCCUUCCCUCCUUUCUAAUUUGUUCUACUCCGUCUAACAUCCUCUACUUCUCUUCUUCACUGUCACAUUGAUUUGAGUCUUCCAUCUCCAGGCCAUGAAAUUUAAGCUUCUAAACUGGUCAUCCUAACUACUAACUCUAUCUAGAACCUUCCAAUUCAUGGCUACUAACUCUUCUCUUCUACACUUUCCCGAACUCCAUUUUCUUUCUCCACAAAUCACACACAACCGCCGUUUCUCUUUCUCUACACGUUCCAUUUCCCGCCUUUCUACCCCCAAUGUCGUUCUUCGCGCCACGCGAAUUCGUGCCGCGAAAGAUGAAUCCGCGUUAGCCGAACGAGUUAACGACGUGGAGUUAAACGGUAACGGAGUUGCGUCUCGUUCCGGCAUCAAUGGAACAGCUUCGGGAUAUGUUAACGGCGCUGUCAACAGAAGUUCGGUGGAGUACGGAUAUGGUAACGGAAACGGUGUAGCUGUUACGGAGGUUGUGGAUGUUGAAGCUUCCAAGGUGAAUGAGGAUGGAAGGAAGAGAAGGUUGGAGGAGAUUGGAAAAGAAGACGCGUGGUUCAAAGAAACUGACAAAGAAAAAGUUGAGGUAGCAGUUGCUCCUGGAGGUCGUUGGAGCAGAUUCAAGACUUACUCUACAAUCCAGAGAACCUUAGAAAUUUGGGGAUUUGUUGUAACGUUCGUCUUUAAGGCUUGGCUAGACAAUCAGAAGUUCUCUUACAAAGGAGGAAUGACCGAGGAAAAAAAGAAGUCAAGGCGGAAGACCCUUGCCAAAUGGCUUAAGGAAAGCAUUUUGAGAUUAGGUCCUACAUUCAUUAAAAUUGGUCAGCAGUUCUCCACUAGGGUGGACAUUCUUCCUCAAGAAUAUGUUGACCAGUUGUCUGAACUUCAGGAUCAAGUUCCUCCAUUUCCCUCUGAGACUGCUUUAGCUAUUGUUGAAGAAGAGCUUGGAGCUUCUGUAGGUGAUAUCUUUGAUCAGUUUGACUACGAACCAAUAGCUGCUGCAAGUCUUGGUCAGGUUCAUCGUGCAAGAUUGAAGGGACAAGAGGUUGUUAUUAAAGUGCAAAGGCCCGGUCUCAAAGAUCUUUUUGAUAUUGAUCUAAAAAACCUGAGGGUUAUUGCUGAAUAUCUUCAAAAAAUUGAUCCAAAGUCAGAUGGUGCAAAGAGGGAUUGGGUUGCUAUUUAUGAUGAAUGUGCUUCUGUCUUAUAUCAGGAGAUCGAUUACACUAAGGAGGCUGCUAAUGCAGAAUUGUUUGCAAGUAACUUUAAGAACAUGAGUUAUGUGAAAGUUCCUACCAUCUACUGGGAUUUUACCACGCCACAGAUUCUGACAAUGGAAUAUGUUCCAGGAAUUAAAAUAAACAAAAUACAAGCUUUAGAUCAACUUGGUGUUGAUCGCAAAAGGUUAGGGAGAUAUGCAGUUGAGUCGUUCUUGGAACAAAUUCUAUCGCAUGGUUUCUUCCAUGCUGACCCUCAUCCUGGAAAUAUUGCAGUUGAUGAUGUCAAUGGUGGAAGAUUAAUCUUCUAUGAUUUUGGAAUGAUGGGGAGUAUCAGUCCAAACAUCCGAGAGGGCUUGCUCGAAACAUUUUAUGGAGUCUAUGAGAAAGAUCCAGAUAAGGUUCUUCAAUCAAUGAUUCAAAUGGGUGUUCUUGUCCCUACCGGAGAUAUGACUGCUGUUAGACGAACAGCACAAUUCUUUCUUAACAGUUUUGAGGAGCGCCUAGCUGCACAAAGGAGAGAAAAAGAGGAAGCAACAGGCGAACUUGGAUUCAAAAAACCAUUAAGCAAGGAGGAAAAAAUUAUGAAAAAGAAACAACGUCUAGCUGCUAUUGGUGAAGAUUUAUUAUCCAUUUCAUCAGACCAACCCUUCCGGUUUCCUGCUACAUUUACAUUUGUUGUUAGAGCCUUCUCAGUGUUGGAUGGCAUUGGAAAGGGACUUGACCCACGUUUUGACAUUACUGAGAUUGCCAAACCUUAUGCUCUGGAGUUGCUAAGGUUUCGUGAGGCAGGGGUUGAAGUUGUCUUAAAGGACUUCACUAAGAGAUGGGACAGACAAUCUCAAGCAUUUUACAACUUAUUUAGGCAGGCUGACAGGGUUGACAGGCUUGCUACAAUUAUCCAAAGACUGGAGCAAGGAGAUCUAAAGCUCCGAGUUCGGACUUUAGAAUCUGAAAGGGCAUUCCAGCGUGUUGCCACAGUCCAGAAGACUAUAGGGAGCGCAGUAGCUGCUGGAAGCCUAAUAAAUCUUGCGACAGUUUUGUAUCUCAAUUCGAUUCGUGUGCCUGCAAUUGCAGCAUAUGCCUUCUGUGCAUUCUUUGGUUUCCAAGUGCUCUUGGGCAUUGUAAAGGUCAAGAAGCUAGAUGAGAUGGAACGAUUGAUAACAGGAACUGCAUAAACAACUAUAAGAAUUUGGACGAUAUGUAGCACGUCUUAAGGUCAUGUUUACAAGUCAACCUCCAGAUCAUGAAUGGGAUGAUGACUUCAGGAGAAAGUAAUUAAUGCUCAACAUUUCAGAAUUCAUCAACAGAUGCAAAACCUUUUCACCAACAAAUGCUGGAGGCAUUUCAUGUUCAUCACAUGUUCUUGAUGCUUUGUAAAUUUAUAUCGAGCUCUGCAUUAGCUAGCAGCAUUUUUGUCAUUAGCUACCCUUAAAAAAUCGCAUAAAGUAAAUUUUAUAGGCAUGAUGUGGGUUUUGUAAAUAUUCCACUAUUUACAUACUCCUAUCAUACUUGAAUUUACCGUAAAUUUGUAAAUUUUAAUUUUUUCUGGCUAUGUAGAGAGUUACUACUCUUGUAAAUACCAUGGUAUGAUGCAGCUUCCUACAAAUAUUUGGAGGGGAAGCUUAACUUGCCAUUGACAUUAAAUUUGUUGGAUGAAAAUGUCAGUAUGUGACAAGACAUCAAUAUGCAUGCUAGAUUUAAAUUACUGACUGAACAUCAGUUUCAUUUUUGUUA